AUGGUCCAGUACGAUCAAUUCAAUGGCAUGUUUCCUCUCACGUCCCUUCCCUCCCGCGGAAGGACGGACGGUUCUGAGAGCCCUCAAUCACCAAGCCAACCAAUGCAUCCAUUACUCAGGAGGCUGUCCUCGGCCAGCAGUACGGGGCCGCACUAUUGCGCCCGCUGCCACCUGCGACGUACAUCCCAAGAACGUCGGUUUUCUCUCGAGCACGAGUGCUCGUCGAGCGAGGAGGAGUGGGACGGAUUCUGUCCCGAUAUCGCCAUGCCCAAAGAUCUGACUCCUCCGCCAUCACCCCACCACAAGAGACGACAUUCGUGUCUGUGCCCGGUCGGUGUCAUCGCCCAGGAACAUCACAAUAGCGGUUCCGUGUCGCCGGUGCAGAUGACCGUCAAGGAGGGUGCAGCCCGAUGCGCCCAUUACGGCCACCAUCACAGCAAGUGCAACUGCCAGGCCGUGCUUCCGGUGGAGAACUUGGAAGAACGAUACGGCCUCGUUGGCGAGCCCGCCCAGACGCGGCGGAAGCUGAGCCUGGAGAAGGGCGCCGCGACGCAGCUGGCGGAAAUCAUGCACGCCGAAAUGAUGUCCGACAUGGAGGCACGGAACAGCCGACUCUGA
This is a messenger RNA of Fonsecaea erecta, 618 nucleotides long. RefSeq lists its product as hypothetical. The transcript has 2 exons. The record is from RefSeq and is a predicted model, not a curated record. The coding region runs from base 1 to 618 and encodes 205 amino acids. NCBI's taxonomy places the organism in Eukaryota, Fungi, Ascomycota, Eurotiomycetes, Chaetothyriales, Herpotrichiellaceae.